AUGAAGACCACCACUGCUCUUUUGGCACUUGCUGCCGUUGCAGAGGGUUCCCCUCUAUUCACCAAGCGUGACGACGAUGAUGUCUUUUCAGACAAGAGAAAAAUGUGUAAAGGCUGGGAUCUGAGAACUGCUGAGGGCGUCGAAGAGCUUUGGAAAAAGACUGAAGCUGGAAUCGAUCUUGAACUGUUCAUCAACGGUCAUCCUGAGCACCAAAACAACUGGCUCAAGAAUCUUGAAGAUCGAGUCAUGGGCGGCACCGACGGCAAGUCCGGUGCAAGCGGUUGUGGCCUCAUUGGGACAUCUUGCAACCCCAUGGGUGGCAUCGGCUGCGAAGCGCAGUUCGAGAAAUACGGCACGACAUUCAUCAACAAGAACUCGUACUGGAUCUUCCCGUCUGUCAAGGGCAUGCACGGCAAAUUCGCUGAGCUGCACCGCCAGCUGACCACCGAGACUCUUAUCAACGGCCUCAAGAUUCCCAAGAUGAUAGAGGAGAUGAGAAAAGCCCUGCUCAGAUGA
This is a messenger RNA of Fusarium pseudograminearum CS3096, 516 nucleotides long. RefSeq lists its product as uncharacterized. Bases 1 to 516 code for a protein of 171 amino acids. Lineage: Eukaryota; Fungi; Ascomycota; Sordariomycetes; Hypocreales; Nectriaceae. The transcript has 2 exons. The record is from RefSeq and is a predicted model, not a curated record.